Nicotiana attenuata is the source of this 3254-nucleotide messenger RNA. Its product is annotated as protein CHROMATIN REMODELING 35-like. NCBI's taxonomy places the organism in Eukaryota, Viridiplantae, Streptophyta, Magnoliopsida, Solanales, Solanaceae. Bases 155 to 2938 code for a protein of 927 amino acids. The transcript is spliced from 7 exons. Gene Ontology annotation, molecular function: ATP binding; ATP-dependent chromatin remodeler activity. The record is from RefSeq and is a predicted model, not a curated record. Gene Ontology annotation, biological process: gene silencing by siRNA-directed DNA methylation.
AAGAAGAAAGAAGAACAGAAAGCUAUUUUCUCCUCAAAAGCCCCUUUUGUUCUUGCUGCUCCAAUUACACAGAGCUUCAUUAACCAUCUUUCUUUAAAAAUCCCCUCCCUUCAAAAUUUCGCGAAGUUAUUGUUCAUCGCUGCAUUCUACCCAAAUGGCAAUGGACUUAGGGAGCAGAUUUAUUAACCCUACAGCUAAAAGGUUACAGCCCUGUAGCCCCCGAGAUUUAUUUUCAAAGGGAACAAAAAAGAUAAAAUUUGAUGAAAGUGGAAGCCAGAGUAGCCCUACUGUUGCAUAUAGCUGGCGGGAAGAAUGCGAACACGAAAAAGGAAAGGUGUCAUCAGGAGUUUUUGGCCGCUCUGAUCCGUUUGCGAUUCCGGACUUGCUUGAAGCGUUAGAUUCUGGGAAGUUUGGAAGUGUCACCAGAGAGAUUGAGGACCUUAUUAAGCGGCGAAUGAAGUUAGUGAACUCUUGUUUUGCAAGUGAUCAUUCACUUCCCAACAAAGUCUUGGAAUUAGAAAGGAACUUUGAGAAAGGGGAGUUCAAAGGAAAUCAGCCUGCGCCCGAUGUAAUUGACUUGGAGGACGAGCAGGAAGCUAAAGGCGUUGCUUCAGCAGCAAUGGUUCCCUCUACAUGUUUUGGACCUUCAGCUGGGCCUGUUGUUAUUAUUGAUUCAGAUGAUGAAGACACUCAAAAAGACUUCAUCUCUCCAUCUCAGGGGAUGAUUCACACUCAGAAGAGUUCUAUUUCUCCAUUUCAGGGGAUCCCCUUACAGAAUGCUUUUAUUGACUUUCAAGUUAAGGAUUUUGUGGGGCAGGGGAGGGAUUCUGCUGAAAAACAGACUUUGAUAGAAGCUGUAAGCCUCGGUGGGGAAGCUGAAAUAAAGAAAGAUAAAGGUGUUUAUGUUGGUGUACAAGAUGAUGAUGAGAUUGAUGAUGGCGCUGAGCAGCCCGAUGAAGGUUUGAAUGAUAUAUGGAAUGAGAUGUCGUUUGCUCUCGAAUGCUCAAAGGAUGUUGCUGCUGAACCUUCACCGAAUGAACAUACAGUUGAAGAGGAAGACGAGUGUGAUCAUUCCUUCAUCUUGAAAGAUGAUAUUGGUUAUGUCUGUCGUAUAUGCGGAGUCAUUCAGAGAAGCAUUGAUACCAUCAUUGAAUUCCAGUAUUCAAAGGCCUCCAAGAGUAUAAGAACGUACCACUAUGAAGGUCGGUCAGCCAAGGAUACAGGGCAUGCUGAACUCCUUCCUGAGGGCAUCAUUUCAUCUGAUGACAUUGAUACGACUGAAAUUUGUGUUCAUCCAAGACACAAGAAACUGAUGAAAGCUCACCAAGUUGAGGGAUUUAAUUUUCUUGUUAGCAACUUGUUGAAAGAUAAAGGAGGCUGUAUCAUGGCUCACGCCCCUGGAUCUGGCAAGACUUUCAUGAUAAUCAGCUUCCUACAGAGUUUUAUGGCCAAUAAUGAUAGAGCUAGGCCUUUGGUGGUGUUACCUAGAGGAAUCUUGGCUACAUGGAAGAAAGAGUUCUUGAGGUGGCAGGUAGAUGAAAUUCCCCUCUAUGACUUCUACUCAGUAAAAGCAGAUAAUAGAUCUCAACAAUUGGAAGUUCUGAAGCAAUGGUCGCAGGAAAGAAGUAUUCUUUUUCUAGGCUAUAAGCAGUUCUCAACAAUCGUGUGCGACAAUGUUGGUAGUACGACUGCAGCUGCUUGUCAGGAGAUUCUGUUGAAGUGCCCAUCAAUUCUCAUUCUUGAUGAAGGGCACACUCCGCGGAACCAAGACACUGAUGUUUUGACUUCACUCGAGAAGGUCCAGACACGACUAAAGGUGGUGCUUUCUGGCACCCUCUACCAAAACCAUGUUAAAGAGGUCUUUAACAUUCUGAACCUUGUGCGGCCAAAAUUUCUCAAGUUGGAAGAUUCCAGAAACAUCAAAAGGACAAUACUGAGCAAAGUGGCCAGCUCAGGCAGAAAGAACCUCUUGAAGAAAAGUAAUGAUAAUGAUUUUUAUGAGUUAGUAGAGCAUACAUUGUUAAAGGAUGACAAUUUCUCAAGGAAGAGUUCUGUCAUACUAGGUCUGCGGGAUAUGACCAAGAAAGUGCUUCACUAUUACAAGGGAGACUUCCUCGAAGAACUUCCAGGAUUGGUGGAUUACACUGUCCUUCUAAACCUCCAUCCUAAGCAGAAAAGUGAAGUUGCAGAGCUGAAGAAACUGGGAAGAAAGUUCAAAAUCAGUUCUGAAGGAAGUGCAAUGUAUGUGCACCCACAAUUGAAGAGCCUUUCAAGAAACUUUUCUGUUAAAGAAAGAGUUGAUGAAGAGAAGAUUGAUAUGCUCUUAGAGAAUUUGGAAGUGAGGGAAGGAGUGAAGGCCAAAUUCUACCUUAACCUGCUGCAGCUGUGUGAAUCAAAAGGUGAAAAACUGCUAGUGUUUAGCCAGUACCUCUUGCCUUUGAAAUUCUUGGAGAGGUUGACUGUUAGGACUAAGGGUUACAGUCUGGGGAAGGAAAUAUUUCUGAUCACUGGUGAUUCAGACUCGGAAACCAGGGAGUCAUCAAUGGAACGGUUUAACACUUCAGCAGAUGCUCGUGUUUUCUUUGGUUCAAUUAAGGCAUGUGGUGAAGGAAUAUCACUUGUUGGGGCAUCUCGGAUUAUCAUAUUGGAUGUACAUCUCAACCCGUCAGUAACCCGUCAAGCAAUAGGGCGUGCAUUCCGACCAGGUCAGGUCAGGAAAGUAUACACUUACAGAUUGAUAGCCUCAGGUUCACCUGAGGAGGAAGAUCAUCAAACUUGUUUUAAAAAGGAGUCUAUUGCAAAGUUGUGGUUUGAGUGGAGUGAGUAUUAUGCCCAGCCUGAUUUUGAGAUGGAGACUGUCAAUAUUGAAAACUGUGAUGAUAUGUUUUUGGAAUCACCACGUCUUAAUGAGGAUGUGGUGGCUCUGUACAAAAGGUAGACUGAUUGAGAAGUAUCAAACAGCUCAAGUGCAGAUGUGGUCAUCUAACAAAUGGUUGAUCCAUUAUGCCAAUGAAAGCUUAGGGUCUGACAGGAAAUGCUGUGUUAUUUGCAGACUGCAUAUUAUCUGGCAAUUAUUUUUGUCCAGAACAUGUCAAUGUUCAAACUGAUUGUAAAUAUUUUUCCAUGUCCAAGACUUCUUGUUGUGUAAAUCUCUUCAUUGUGCAUCCUCUUUAAUGUUAUCCUGUAGAAGAUGUUAGAGAUAGAGAUCUGAAAGGAAAUUCGUAGACCUCACUUCCACCGAGGUUACUGUGCUA